UAAAACGCACACGCCACAACAAAGCCAAGCGGAGCGCGUUGAGAAGACGAGAUAGGUUGGUGUGGUGGUGAUGAACACAAACCGAAGCUGAGCUCUAUUGUAUAUCUAUAGCGUCACAUCACCUCGAGCGCUGCGUGUGGACUGUAAUUGCUGCGUUUUUCCUGCGCGUCCGUCCUUUCACCUCACUGAAACCCCACCGCAGCUGUCAGCCGAUUAGUGAGCACUUUUAUCGCGUUUCCCUUUUACUGUUGCCCGAAGCAGGAAUCGUCAGACCUCCUUUUUGGCUCUCUCCUUUACGACACCAUGGGGAAACAGAACAGUAAGCUGACCCCUGAGGUAAUGGAGGACCUGGUGAAGAACACAGAAUUUAACGAGCACGAACUCAAACAGUGGUACAAAGGCUUUCUGAAGGAUUGCCCCAGUGGCCGACUCAACCUGGAUGAGUUCCAGCAGCUUUAUGUUAAGUUUUUCCCCUAUGGUGAUGCCUCAAAGUUUGCUCAGCAUGCUUUCAGAACCUUUGACAAGAAUGGAGACGGCACCAUUGACUUCAGGGAGUUCAUCUGUGCACUGUCCAUUACAUCACGAGGCAGCUUUGAACAGAAACUCAACUGGGCAUUCAACAUGUAUGACCUGGAUGGAGACGGCAAAAUCACACGAGUUGAGAUGCUUGAGAUCAUCGAGGCAAUUUAUAAGAUGGUGGGGACAGUUAUCAUGAUGAAGAUGAAUGAGGAUGGUCUGACGCCCGAGCAACGAGUAGACAAAAUCUUCAGUAAGAUGGAUAAGAACAACGACGACCAGAUCACAUUGGAAGAGUUCAAAGAAGCAGCAAAGAGCGACCCGUCCAUUGUAUUACUUCUGCAGUGUGACCUGCAAAAAUGAGCGUCUCAGAAAAGAGCCAGGGACUGCACAAAUGAUUAAUGUUCCAUUCAGUUUGCAGCUAUUUCCACUGAAAAAAAAAUUGCUUGGACUACCUUUCAAUGACUUCGCUUCCUGUGUUUGAAACACUUGUAUGCAUGAGAAUGUUCUUUGCUGACAAAUUUCACAUAUGCACAAACACCUUCACACACACAAACACACACAUGAAUACAUGGUAAAAACAUACACAUACAGGCCAUGCCAUGCACAAAUAGAAUUAUAUGAAUAUUAAUUAUAUAUAUAUAUAUAUAUAUAUAUAUAUAUAUAUAUAUAUAUAUAUAUCGAGUUGUCAGAAUUAACUGCCAAAAUGUGAAAAGUGUGCAAAGUACCUUCUAUAUAGUCUGAAUCCACUGGAGCUUGCGCAUCAUUGAUGUGCUGUAUUGAAUUAAGCUACUAUUUAUUGUUCAAGUUUACUGAAGCUCACUAUGUGUACCAUAUACUGAGUAAUGUCAACCAGACAAUUCUUAUGGUAAUUGUAACUGUUUCAGAUUUACCCACUUGUCUGGAUGGACAAAAAGAUAAACUCUUGUCCAUCGACCUUUUCCCUCCUAAUGUGCAUGUACUGUUGGAGAAUAUGAUUGUAGUUAAUUUGCAUGCCAUUAGGUUUGCCUUAAGAGUACUUCCCUCAUUUGCAUCCUGCAUAAAUAAUGAUUACAAGCCUUAUUUCAAAAUAAGCUAUUGAAAUUGACAUGUACAACAGAACUGAAUGGAAAAUUGGUUGUGCAAAGAUCUUCAACUAUGCUCCAGACAGGUCUCCUAAGCAACCAAAUUGGCCCAGUUGCUAGGGAGGGUAGAGUCACAUGGGGUAACCUCCUUGUGGUCGCUAUAAUGUGGUUCGUUCUCGGUGGGGCACGUGAAGCCUCCACACGCACUAUGUCUCUGUGGCAAGGCGCUCAACAAGCCGUAAGAUGCGCGGGUUGGCGGUCUCAGACGCGGAGGCAGCUGAGAUUUGUCCUCGGCCACCCGGAUUGAGGCGAAUCACUACACGACCACGAGGACUUAAAAGUGCAUAGGGACUUGGGCAUUCCAAAUUGGGAGAAAAAGAAAAAAAAAAAGAUCUUCAACUAUGGUUAUGUCACACUGGACAUGCAUUUGUAAUCCAUCCAUUGAUGGGGAAAGGCUGUGGUUAGGGUGUUCCCCCUUCUAUGUCUAGCACGUACUUCACAUAAGGGGGACUGAAUGUGGCCGACUGAAAUCUGUGAGAACAAACCUAUUACUAAGACACUGUUUGAUCCUGAGUGAUUUUUAAAUAGACCAUAGUAUACAUUCAUAUUCAUUGUCACAAUAUUAUGCUAGUCAUAAAAAUGUAUUCCCAUAUUAAACCUACAAGCUGUGCAGUUCAGUUAGGCAUUUGAGAAUGUCAUCAAAUAAGUUGCAUAUCAGUUUGCUGAUUUAUGUGGGGCCCAAGCAAGGAAUUAAUUGAUGAACAUAAUUUUUUGUUGUGUUAAUAGGUUUAAAAUAAUUAAAAUAAUGAUCUUACCUCAAAAUUUUAUAUUUUUGAACUCCAAACUUAAUACUUUUUACACGCUGCUCUUAAAGGAGGACUUCAGCUGAGGGUUUGCGUUUAGGGCUCAGACUGGGCUAAGAAUAUCACUCUUUGAAUCCAGACAUUUGCACCAACUGCAUUUGGGCAUCGACUCUCAUUUCUAAAUAAUCACACUUCUGUGUUCCAUUUAAGAUUGCAUUCUGCCAGUGUUAAGAGCUUUACACAAACAUAAACUUUGCCAUUGUAAUGUUUACCUAUUUAGCCACCACACCAAAUUCAUGCAAUUUCCAGUUGAAGAGUUAUUUUGUACAUGUCGCAUGUAUUGUGCCCCUGAUGCAAUGGCUGCACUAUUCCUUGUGUUGUGGUUUAAACUAAUAAAAGAGUAUAUGGGAUGCUUU
This is a messenger RNA of Myxocyprinus asiaticus (Chinese sucker), 2799 nucleotides long. RefSeq names its product visinin-like protein 1. NCBI's taxonomy places the organism in Eukaryota, Metazoa, Chordata, Actinopteri, Cypriniformes, Catostomidae. The transcript is spliced from 4 exons. The coding region runs from base 304 to 879 and encodes 191 amino acids. Gene Ontology annotation, molecular function: calcium ion binding. The record is from RefSeq and is a predicted model, not a curated record.